This is a messenger RNA of Centruroides sculpturatus (bark scorpion), 1867 nucleotides long. RefSeq lists its product as uncharacterized. Lineage: Eukaryota; Metazoa; Arthropoda; Arachnida; Scorpiones; Buthidae. The coding region runs from base 187 to 1533 and encodes 448 amino acids. The transcript is spliced from 11 exons. Gene Ontology annotation, biological process: proteolysis. The record is from RefSeq and is a predicted model, not a curated record. Gene Ontology annotation, cellular component: lysosome. Gene Ontology annotation, molecular function: cysteine-type peptidase activity.
AGAAAAGCGAGGUCGUCUGCUGAUUAUAUACAAAUCUCACCUGUUAUCGUCUGCUUUACAGCGGUUUGUAACAAGCGUUUCGUAAAGGAACGUAACUUUUUUUUUCUUUCGUUUAAACAAAAUCCCUUUAUGUAAAUUACUUUAUGUAAUUUGGUGUUACAAUUAAUUAUAAUUAAGUAUAUAAUAAUGAAUGUUUCGUUAAUAAUUGGAGUCUUCUUCGUUGUAUCGGUGUGUACGACGUUAGCACAGUUUUGGGACGUAGAGGGUGACUUUUGUAAAACUAGAAGACCCGAGAGUUGUUGUAGGAAUAGAGACGAUGCGUGCACCGUACCAAUUUUUGGCACUUUGUGUUAUUGUGACCAGUUUUGUAAUAGAACUAGCGCCGAUUGUUGCCCAGAUUUUUGGCCUGUGUGUUUAGGAGAACCUCGUCCACAGCCAAUUGUUAGAGACAAAUGCUUUCAUGAAGGAAAGUCAUACCAAAGUGGGCAUAGCUAUCAAGUGAAUUGCAAUAAAUGCACUUGCAAGCAAAAAACUCCGACAGUUUAUGAAUUCGUUUGUGAACAAAACGUUUGCUUGGUGAGACCAGAACUUAUUAAAGAAGUAAAUAGUGGAAAUUAUGGAUGGAGAGCAUCAAAUUAUUCCUUCUUUUGGGGGAAAACGUUGGAAGAAGGAAUUCGCUACAGAUUAGGAACCUUUAAACCAACUCGUCCUACGAUGGCCAUGCACGAGAUCAAUAUUAAAAUGAAAGAUAGACUUCCGGAACAUUUCGAUGCUCGACAACAUUGGCCUGGACUCAUUCACGAUAUUAGAGACCAAGGAGAAUGUGGUGCUUCUUGGGCCUUUUCUACUACGGCUCUUGCAUCAGACCGACUUGCUAUUCAAUCUAUGGGAAGAGAGAAAAUUUCGUUAUCCCCGCAACAGUUAAUUUCUUGCCAAAAUAGAGCUCAGAAAGGGUGCCAUGGUGGGCAUUUAGACAGAGCUUGGUGGUAUUUAAAGAAACGAGGUGUGGUAAGUGAAGAAUGUUAUCCUUAUAAAAGUGGUUUUACUAAAGACGAAGGUUUAUGUUCGGUCCGAAAAGCGAGAGGGAGACAUGGUCAUAUAGGAUGUCCGAAUGGGAGAGAAGAAAGUGUUCGACAAUCUACUCCCCCAUACAGAGUUGGGCCAAGGGAAGAGGAAAUAAUGCAAGAAAUUUAUAACAACGGACCAGUACAAGCUACUUUUAAGGUACGAGACGACUUCUUUUUAUACAGUAAUGGGGUAUACAGACAUACCAAAUUGUCUGAACACUUGCCAGAAGCUUAUCGACAACAUGGAUGGCAUUCUAUUCGUAUCAUAGGAUGGGGUGUAGACAGAAGCGGAGGUAGUCCAGUCAAAUAUUGGCUAUGUGCCAAUUCUUGGGGACGACGAUGGGGAGAAGACGGAUACUUCCGUAUUUUGAGAGGAAACGACGAGUGUGAAAUAGAAAUGUUCAUCAUUGGUGUUUGGGCAAAAAGAAACAUGAAUGAUAACGAAGAAAGUAACAUAAUCACGUGAUGUGCUUAACAUUGUGUAAAUUAACACUGCCAUUUAUUUCAUUGCCCUUUCUGCUGGACAGAUAUUUUGGAUAAGAAUAUUUUCCCAUGAAUUUAGUGGGGGUUUUUCUAUUAUAUAUACAUAUUUUUUUGACAGUUAUUCAAUAACUGGAUAUAACUGUAAAAAAUGCAUCGAAUGCUUUUGCAAAUUAUUACUGCCCAUUUUUUAUUUUAAUAACCACGUUUACUACUGCCGACAAUGGUGAAAAUUAAUAGAGUUGGAUUAAUUUUUCUUUCUUUUUUUAUAAAUUAUAGUUUUAUUAAAUAUACAUAAAUCUGUAUAAUAUUUCUGUUAA